GGUGCGUACGGAACUGACCUUCUUUUUCUUCUUCUUUGUGGUGUUUUUGUUUUUCCUUUUACUAAUUUCUCUCGCUUUCCUGCGUUUGGAAACGGUCAUUGCCCGAGCUCGUCUUUCUCCUUCAAAUCCCCUCAACAACCGUAAUAAUGGCGUCCAUGUCUCCGCGUUAAGAGACCUACGUCAGUACGGUCUCCGUUUUUGCUUUCUCUUCAGAUCUUGCGAGGCUCCGAUCGAUCCCAGCUCCUCUCGACAUCGCCUCCGUACUCAGGGAAUUUGGGGAAGAUGCAGCACUCUCAAGUUACAAUAGAGGACCAGUUAAUGCUGAAAGCCAUCAAAGAAGAAUGCCCGUGGGAGAAUCUCCCGAAACGGUUUCAGGCUACUCUUGGUUCUAAGGAAGAAUGGCAUAGAAGGGUCACUGAACAUUGUAUUAAGAAAAGGCUCCAAUGGAAUGUGUGUUUUGCUCGUAAAGUUUGCAAAGAAGGUGAAUAUUAUGAAGAGAUGAUGCGUUACUUGCGAAAGAAUCUGGCGCUGUUUCCUUAUCAUCUUGCGGAGUAUGUAUGCCGUGUGAUGAGGAUAUCACCCUUCAGAUAUUACUGUGAUAUGAUAUUUGAAGUCAUGAGAAAUGAGCAACCUUACGACAGUAUCCCGAAUUUCAGUGCGGCUGAUGCUUUGCGGCUUACUGGAAUAGGGAGAAAUGAAUUUAUUGACAUCAUGAACAAAUGCAAAUCUAAGAAAAUAAUGUGGAAGCUGAACAAAUCGAUCGCAAAAGAAUUCUUACCUACCCAACCUGUAGAUUUCCCGAUUGAGCCUUGGUGGGGAGUUUGCCUUGUCAACUUCACCAUAGAAGAAUUUAAGAAACUCUCAGAAGAAGAGACGGCAACAAUAGAUAAAAUCUGCAAGGAGGAAGCUAAUGCCUAUAUCCUCUUUGAUCCCGAAAUCAUUAAAGGGCUCUAUCAUAGAGGAUUGAUAUACUUUGAUGUUCCUGUCUAUCCAGAUGACCGUUUUAAAGUUUCAAAGCUUGAGGGGUUCAUUUCCAACAGGGAACAGUCUUAUGAAGAUCCUAUCGAGGAGCUACUCUAUGCAGUUUUUGUUGUUUCAAAUGAAAACUCAACUGUAGCAGAGCUGGCAUCCACUUUGCAAGCUGAUCUUGCUCAAUUACAAGCUGCUGCAUCUUUCGUUUGCCGGUUGGGAUGGGCUGUAAAAUUAAUCGAUCCAGCUUCUGUACUUCACGACAAGGCUAUGCCUGGAUCUCCACGAGCCAUUCUUACUGAAGAAGAAGAAGCAUCUCGUGCUAGUGUAAGCUCUGCGUACACAUCUGCCGAUGGUGAGGCUCCUCAACAUGAAGAUAAUCUAGGGACGGAAAAUGCUGGAUCACAUUCCAGUCAUGUUCGGGUUGCUUUCAUAGUGGAUGCUAACAUAACAUCCUAUCUAAUGAUGGGCUCUGUUUCACCAGGUUUGAAAUCUCAUGCUGUAACACUCUAUGAAGCGGGAAAACUUGGUCAUGCCAGCAUUCCGGACCUUUGUCAGGAUUUGAGCACAUUAGAGGGAGCAAAAUUUGAGGGUGAACUUCAGGAAUUCGCUAAUCAUGCCUUCAGCCUUCGCUGUGUCCUGGAAUGUUUAAUAUCUGGUGGAGUCUCUACUGAUACAACAGUUGAUAAGAUGGGUUCUGGAUCUUUAAGCAAUGAUGAAGCUAUCACUCUUCUGGCCGAUGUUAGUUUGACUGAUAAUUCUGGAGAUACUUUAAGGGGCACAGCUAGCCACAAUAGUGAGGCUUCCAUGGAUUCAGAUGCCCCUCAAAAGGAUCUCAUGUCAACAGAGUCAGCUCCUGAAAAUACUGAAAAUGAAACAGCUUCUACUGCACCAUCUGUCGAUGCUGCUGCCGUAUCUGAAGUCUCUAGAUCUGACUCUGAGGUCUCUAGAUCUGACUCAACCCUACAGAGCGAUGGGAAGGCAAUCCCAAUCGAGGGGCUUGACACCACAAAAGGAAACAAGAGAAAGAGGAAGAGAUAUCGUGUGGAUAUUCUCCGUUGUGAAAGUUUGGCUUCUCUAUCACUUGCUACUCUGGAUAGGCUAUUCAGCCGUGACUAUGAUAUUGUUGUUUCAAUGGUUCCUCUUCCACUUACAUCUGUCCUUCCUGGUCCUUCAGGCCCCAUUCAUUUCGGCCCCCCUUCCCAUUCAUCAAUGACGCAAUGGAUGAAACUGGUACUGUAUUCAACUGUGGGCACUGGGCCUUUAUCAGUUAUUUUGAUGAAAGGGCAAUGUCUACGUAUGCUUCCCGCUCCGCUAGCUGGUUGUGAGAAAGCCCUCAUUUGGUCAUGGGAUGGAUCUUCGGUUGGAGGUUUGGGUAACAAAUUUGAGGGGAACUUGGUGAAGGGAAAUAUACUGUUGCACUGUUUGAAUUCCCUCCUCAAAUGCUCAGCCGUGCUGGUUCAACCUCUUAGCAAGUAUGAUCUUGAUGACUCUGGGAGAGUCGUUACUUUGGAUAUACCGUUACCGCUGAAGAAUUCUGAUGGUUCCAUUCCUCAUUUUGGCGAUGAAUUGGGACUCCCCCCUGAGGAACAUACUAAGUUAAACUCUCUCUUGACUAAUCUGGCGAAUAACAUGGAAUUGUGGACAGUUGGGUAUAUUCGCUUACUGAAACUCUUCAAAGAAAGAGAGUCAGAUUACUUUUCCUCGGAUGAUGAGAAGUAUGAAUGGGUCCCUUUAAGCGUGGAGUUUGGUGUGCCACUUUUCAGUCCGAAGCUAUGCAACAUUAUUUGUAAAAGGAUCGUGUCGUCAGAGCUACUUCAAGCAGAUUCGCUUACGGAACAACACGAUGCAAUGCAAUGCCUAAGGAAAAGGCUGAGAGAUAUCUGUGCACAGUACCAAGCAACAGGUCCAGUUGCCAAACUUCUUUACCAGAAAGAACAAGCAAAGGACAAUUCCCGAAAGCUUAUGAAUUAUGCAAGUGGAAGGUGGAACCCUCUUGUGGAUCCUUCUUCACCUAUUUCAGGAGCCAUGAGCGAGUAUCAGAGGUUGAAACUAGCAAAUCGCCAACGUUGCCGGACUGAAGUUCUGAGCUUUGAUGGCAGCAUCCUUAGAUCCUAUGCCUUGACCCCUGUAUAUGAAGCUGCCACUAGACCCAUUGACGAGAGUACACCCGCAAGUACAACAAAAGUGGAUUCCGAUGAAGCAGACAGCCGAGAAGUGAUUCUUCCAGGCCUCAACCUUCUGUACGACGGUUCAGAGUUGCGACCAUUCGAGAUAGGUGCUUGCUUGCAGGCUCGACAACCAGUAGCCUUGAUAGCAGAAGCAGCUUCAGCAUCUGCAUCCCUUGCCCCGAAGUAGAUAUUCCCGCAAGAGAUUCAUCCCGAUUUCAUCUGCGUUGCCCUUUCGGCCCGCCUCUCUGUCCUCUUAUUUCAUUUCCUUCCCUUUUAAGAGAUCAACGCUGAAUGAACGAGCAAAGGUAAACCUCGAUUCGAGUCUAUUGUUCUUUCCAUGUCCAUCUCCGUCCAAACUUAGAAAGGUUGAUGGGCUUAUACACAUGAAGAAGCAUUCCACAUUGCUGGUGAGUUACAUUAAGUUGGGCAUUCAAAAGAAGAGGCAAAGGGCAACAUUCCACAAGGGACAUAUAUACUUAUAUGCGUUGAAUCCUCGAUGCUACAGUUUCCUAUGCCUGGUUUCCUUGGUGAAUGUAUGUAUACAUCAUUUGAUGAAUUUUCUUUGUAAAAGCCCAGGAAAUUUUACCGACAGUCGGGAAAGGCUGUCAUUUGCGGAUGGGACUGGUGGUUUUGAUAGGAAUUGUUUGUUUUUUUAAAGCUC
Molecule: messenger RNA, 3801 nt
Organism: Tarenaya hassleriana
Lineage: Eukaryota; Viridiplantae; Streptophyta; Magnoliopsida; Brassicales; Cleomaceae
Product: protein FAM91A1
Exons: 11
Coding region: 283-3327 (1014 amino acids)
Source: RefSeq, a predicted model, not a curated record